Molecule: messenger RNA, 537 nt
Organism: Stegodyphus dumicola
Lineage: Eukaryota; Metazoa; Arthropoda; Arachnida; Araneae; Eresidae
Product: cell adhesion molecule Dscam1-like
Biological process (GO): cell-cell adhesion
Molecular function (GO): protein binding
Source: RefSeq, a predicted model, not a curated record
GCGAUAGCACGUAGUCCAAGGAUAACCGUGAAAAGACUUUUGCUGAACCGCCUGCUUUUUCAGCGCUUCGAAUGGUAUUCAUGCAGUUCAUGAGUUAGUUCUUUCUUGAAGUGAAACGUAAUAGUGAUGCUAAACAAAGGAAGAUAUUGGAAUGGGAUGUCUAUGAUUUGGAUGUUCAUUUUUAUGAUUAGUAUUGUACAAGUGUAUGGCGAUAGACCAACUAGAAGGUUCCGUGGUCCCCGCUUCUUGCACGAACCUCCAGAGAUAGUAGAGUUUUCGAAUUCGACAGGCACUGUGAUAACCUGCACUGCUCAAGGUGUGCCAGAUCCAGCAAUGCGUUGGGAAAGGAAAGAUGGAAGCACGGUCACAACAAUUCCUGGUAUUCGUCAAGUGAGGCCUGAUAACUCUUUAGUGUUCUUUCCCAUCGAUACCAGCAAAUAUCGACAAGAUGUUCAUGCUGCUACGUAUCGCUGUACAGCAACAAAUAGAGUUGGGAAAAUUCGAAGCAGAGACGUUAUGGUUAGGACAGGUAAGUAA